Molecule: messenger RNA, 795 nt
Organism: Ruditapes philippinarum (Manila clam)
Lineage: Eukaryota; Metazoa; Mollusca; Bivalvia; Venerida; Veneridae
Exons: 4
Source: RefSeq, a predicted model, not a curated record
CACUGAAUACAAGUUUCGACAUUUUAAAACUUUAAACAGUGAACAGUUGUGAUAUGGAGUUUUCACGACUUACGUUUCUUCUCCUCUCGGAACUUUUAACAACAAUUAGUACUGAUACUGUGCAGCAGAUUUAUAUCAAAGACAGCAAGGUACCUCUGAAAGGAGGUGAUAUACAGAUUGUAUGUGAGGUAUCACAGUUUACCAAUGACGUUGUUAGGGUCUAUAAGACAGAUUCCUUGCCUCAAGACAUUAGCACAGCUCCUACAUUAACACUAUGUAUUCCAUCACAGUGUAUAGGAGCUAUACCAAGACAUACAUUUAGUCCUAGCAGCAGUGGUAUUACUAUUACAGUCACCAAUCUCAAUAGAUCAGAAGACCAGAAAUAUUGGACAUGUGCAAUCAACAACCAGAGAAAAUACAUGCAGCCUACUGUAUACACAAUUACUCCUUCACUACAGUAUGAUAAUCCACCAAGCCAGAAUCAAGACUUAGUUCAAACAUCAGUGACAUUUAGCUGUAGUACAGGAUGUGCAUAUCCUGCACCAAACUUUAUAUGGUAUUAUAAUAAGACUGAUGGAUCACGUCAGGAAUGGUCAACAACAGCACCUGUAACCGAGAAAACUGGUGUUUGUUCUGACUCUGAGAAAAUAUAUACAUCUACAUUAACAUUGUCAAGAAACACAGCGUUUACUGACAAUACAGAUACCACUGUGAUGUUUCAGUGUGGUGCUAUAUCAAUAACUGGUGCAGGAGAUCAACUUUUUACUCCAGCAUCUGUAGACGUCAGAUUUGCAG